CUGAUGGCAACUUUUUUCAAAUUGUAUAUAUGAUCUGCUACCAGCCAAUCCAAAUCCGGCCCAACGCCGCAAAUAUACACGUGGUUCCUGCGUCGCCGCUUUCAGGCCCAGCGCGUUUUCGGACGCCUGUUCAAUUGAAGACAUGGUGUGGAGGGGGGCAUUAAUACAAAGGACGCUAAAGUGACAGGCCUGCGAGAAGAGGAGACGAUAACGACGGCACAUGUCACAUGCGGUGACAGAUCGCUGCUGCUGCUCUGAAGAAAAGACCCUGAUUUUGCAUGUACAACAGACAGGCAGCUGAGCAGCUGUACGCAAACAAGACGGAACCACAACUACCGAGAAGUGCGAGUAGCACAUACAUACCCGCCCCCCGUCCAUCCGUCGUCGACGAUAUCCACACUAUCGUGACGGGGCCCCUGAUAAACCCCAUACAGUUACGCCAUCAAGUGGAACGACCGUGCGCUCCUGGAAAAGUGCACGAAUACGGAACAGGUAUUUGCGGGAGGAUGAGCAGCUUUAUCAUCACUAGUGACAAGGGGUGACAAGGGAAAU
This is a messenger RNA of Trichoderma asperellum CBS 433.97, 552 nucleotides long. Lineage: Eukaryota; Fungi; Ascomycota; Sordariomycetes; Hypocreales; Hypocreaceae. The record is from RefSeq and is a predicted model, not a curated record.